This is a messenger RNA of Vigna umbellata (rice bean), 708 nucleotides long. NCBI's taxonomy places the organism in Eukaryota, Viridiplantae, Streptophyta, Magnoliopsida, Fabales, Fabaceae. The record is from RefSeq and is a predicted model, not a curated record.
UAUGUCCUUGUCCUUUUACCCUAUUCCUAUUAAAGCAAAACCGUUUCCACAGGUUUUGUCAUGCCUUGGUCGCUGUUCAAAUCUUAAAACUAUUGUGUGUUUCGGUAAUGUUCUAACUGGACAAAAGAAGGAAGCUGAGGAGCUUGGCGUAUCUUGCUUCUCGUGGGAAGAGUUUCUUAAGUUGGGAGAUCUGGAUUCAGACAUACCACUGAAAAAGAAGACUGACAUAUGCACAAUCAUGUAUACAAGUGGAACAACGGGUGAACCCAAAGGUGUCAUUAUUAAGAAUGAGGCUUUCAUGGCUCAAGUGUUGUCUAUUGACCAAAUGCUUGAAUUAACUGACAAAGCGGGGACAGAAGACGAUGUGUACUUCUCUUUCCUUCCUCUUGCUCAUGUAUAUGACCAGAUAAUGGAGACCUAUUGGGUUUAUAGGGGUUCUUCAAUUGGAUUUUGGCAAGGAGAUGUCAGGUUCUUAAUGGAAGAUGUUCAGGUGCUGAAACCAACAAUAUUUUGUGGUGUACCUAGAAUUUAUGACCGUGUUUAUGCUAGCAUCAAAAGCAAAAUUUCAUCUACAGGAGCACUGCGAAGUACAUUGUUUCAAUAUGCAUAUAGCUACAAGUUGGGAUAUAUGGAGAAGGGUCUUCCCCAAGACAAAGCAGCACCUUUGUUUGAUAAGCUUGUGUUUGAUAAGGUAUGUCAUUUUAUUCU